AUGAUUUUCAUUCUGGAAACUGAAAUCAAACUUAUAUCAUGAUUGCAAAGGUUGUUUUCUUGUGCGCUGCUCUUGCAGCUUCUCAUGCCAGUGUUCUUCUGAAGGCACCCCUUGUCAGUACUGGUGUCAGUGCCAGUUCUAGAACACAAGAUGCUUAUGGAAACUAUGCUUUCAAUUAUGACAUCGUUGACAAACUCGGAGCUUCCAACUCCCGAUCUGAAGUAGGUGAUGGUUAUGGCAACAAGAAGGGAACCUACACCAUCCACGAUAUCGAUGGCAGAGCCAGACGAGUAGACUAUGUAGCUGAUAAACUCGGAUUCCGUGCCGCCGUGAAGACCAACGAGCCAGGAACCGCUGCCAGCACCCCUGCUGCAGCCCUCAUCGCUAGCCCUUACGCUGGACCAUCUGUCGAUCAUAUUGCUCCAGUUGCCACUGCAGUCUAUGGACAUGCUGUUGCCGCUCCAGUUGUAGCUGCUGCUCCUGUUGUAGCUGCUGCUGCUCCUAUUGCAUAUGGAGGUAUCGUCGGACACGGAAAUGCUUUGGGCUAUGGUUAUGGUAUGGGAUAUGGAUAUGGAGCUGGUAUUGGCAAGGCUCUGAUCCAUUAAAAACAUAAAUUCGCCGUAUCCCACAAAUUUUAAUUUAUUGUUAUUGCAAAUCCUUAUUAUGCUGUGGUAAAUAAAUAAUUUUAUUUCUGGCAAA
This is a messenger RNA of Stegodyphus dumicola, 699 nucleotides long. Its product is annotated as adult-specific rigid cuticular protein 15.7-like. Gene Ontology annotation, molecular function: structural constituent of chitin-based larval cuticle. NCBI's taxonomy places the organism in Eukaryota, Metazoa, Arthropoda, Arachnida, Araneae, Eresidae. Gene Ontology annotation, cellular component: chitin-based extracellular matrix. The record is from RefSeq and is a predicted model, not a curated record.